Molecule: messenger RNA, 264 nt
Organism: Clunio marinus
Lineage: Eukaryota; Metazoa; Arthropoda; Insecta; Diptera; Chironomidae
Source: the annotation of a GenBank genome assembly
AUGGGAAAUUUAAGUGGUGUGAGCUGGAAGAUUCUAUUGAAAUGGAAAAUUAAAGUUCCGCGGGAGGAAAAAUUUAUCCAAUCUACUAAAAACAUAAAAAUUGUCACUUUAUCAUCUCUGAAACUUCAACAUAUCGCAAGUCAUUGUGCUAUGAGAAGGAAUCAAAGGGUCGAUACGAGGCGACCCUUUCCUUUGUUCUAUUCUAUUCAUGGAAACAAUCAUAUAGCAAUAUCCUCGAAGAACAAUAAAUUGAUUGCAAUUUAA